AUGAAACUUGACGAUGCUGUCGAUUAUUAUUCACAGGCGAUAGUAUUACUAAAAGAAUUUGAUUCAACUAAUCAUCUUCAAAUUGCAACCAUUUUCUAUUUGAUUGGAACUACAUUGAAUGAACAAGGAUCUUUUGAUCGUGCAAUCGAGUAUCUUGAACAAUGUUUAAAAAUCAGAGAAGCUAGUCUUUCUCCAGGAGAAUCAGAUAUUAUGUUAAUUCUAUCAUGUCUUAGUGAAACCCACCAAGCUCGCAAUCAAUAUCAGAUAGCUUUGGCAUAUGAAAUGAAGCUAUUUUUAAUUCGCGAAAAAAGCUUACCACCAAAUCAUGAAAAUAUUGCCCAAAGUUUCUCAAAUAUAGGUAAAUGUUAUGAACAUAUUAAUCAAUUCAAAAUGGCACUUGAAUAUUAUAAACCAGCAUUAUUUAUUUAUGUACAACAUCCAUUAAGUUCAAUUGAACAAGGAACAAUGGAAAAUAACAUUCAUCGACUUUCAACAAUAUUAAAUAACUUAGGAAUUCAAUAA
Adineta steineri is the source of this 522-nucleotide messenger RNA. The record is from the annotation of a GenBank genome assembly. Lineage: Eukaryota; Metazoa; Rotifera; Eurotatoria; Adinetida; Adinetidae.